AUGUGGUACUGCCCGGACUUUUACAAAGGAUUCUGCCCUCCGCUUCAAGACCAAUCCCACCUAUACGGUCUCGGCAUCCGCAUGGGAAUAUACCUAAUCUGGCUAUCUUCAAUCCUAGCCUACACCCUCCUGCACAACCCCAUCUCCCGGUACAGCUCGCGGGAUCUAAACUACUGCUUCAGCUUCGCCUUCUUCCUUACCCUAACGCUGGACUCGCAAACCAAACCGCGAGACAAACACUACCAAGCCGACGCCCUGGUCGUGAUUCUCCUGCUCGCGGCAACGGCGACGCUCCUGACGGCGCUAGAGGUACUGGAGCGCACGCGGCCGAAGGCCAAAAGGAGGGAGGAAGGUCGCAGUCGGCUCGGGGACUUUUUAAGACUGUGUCUACUGGCAGGGUUCAUUGUGUAUCUGAACUACUGGUGGUUCAGGGGCGUCUACGACAUCAAGUCUGUCUGCGCUAGACACACACACUUCUUCACGAAACCGGUGAGGAUCUUGGGCGGGUUUCGGCUCAUCGGGCAGAUAUGGUCUCCCCUUUUGAUAGUGUUGUUCAUCCCGGUGUUGAUCACCGCUCUGCGCUGGGGGAAUAAGAAGCGCAGACACGCCGCUAUGAAUCGCCGGCGCGCGCGGGAGUCCGAAGGCGGCUCUCACCCCGGCCCGUUGAAGAAGGGGUAUUGGGCUCCCCCACCUCCAACGCCCCUGCCCGUCAACGGUAUCAGCCCUGCAUCGUCGAUAUCCGACCACGAGGGACCGAAGAAGAACAAAAGGGCGCUGUUCGCGGCUUGGAUUCUCGGAUUUGGAGCACUGUUCAUUAUCUUGUUUAUUGAGCUGAUGUUGGCGUAUUCGGGGAAUCCAGGUCAGAUUAAUAGGGUUAAUGACAAUGCGCAGUUAAUUCCUCUUUUGAUUGGGUGCGGGGCUAUCGCCUUGGUGCUUUCGAGGUUGUAUGAGCAGAGGCUUAAGAUUUGUGGGGAGGAAAAUUAUAGGGAGUAUCAGAGGGCUUUCUUGUAUGAUGCUUGUGCGCCAUAUCCGUUUAAUCGGAGCGCAGUGAGAUCUGCUGGAGAUAAGUUCAUGAAGACUAGAUCUAGGGGUUCCGGAGAAGCUUGACGGGCUUGCCCCUAUUGCAGAGUGGAUGUCUGGUGGAUUUAAUUUCCCACGAUAGCACAAUAAUGUAAUUGAUGAUUGUAUAAUAAUGGCGAGUCGUCUAAUAUUCCGCGAGUUC
Molecule: messenger RNA, 1222 nt
Organism: Tuber melanosporum (Perigord truffle)
Lineage: Eukaryota; Fungi; Ascomycota; Pezizomycetes; Pezizales; Tuberaceae
Exons: 3
Coding region: 1-1107 (368 amino acids)
Source: RefSeq, a predicted model, not a curated record